GGGUUUGUCACGGAACCUAGGAGCUGGGUUCGCCUGGGUUCGUCUCGGAACCCAGGGGAGGGGUUUGCGAUGAACCCACGCCUGGUUUGAGACGAACCAAGCUCCUGGGUUCGUCUCGAAGCCAACUCUUGGGUUCCGCGACAAAACCCGCGCCUGGGUUCGUCUCGGAACCCAAGGGAUGGGUUUGCGACGAACCCGCGCCUGGUUCGAGACGAACCAAGCUCUUGGGUUCUUCUCAGAGCCCAGGCGUUGGGUUCGUCAUGAACCCAGGCAUUGGGUUCGUCUCAGAACCCAAGCGCAGGGUUCGCCGUGAACCCAGCUCCUGGAUUCGUCUCCGAAUGGAAGCUGAGGAGAUUUUCAGUUUAGGGGAAAAGAAAAUGAGGAAGAAUACGAUAAAAGCGAGAAGCUCCCGCGGAAGUAAGAAAUGGGAGCUUCCGGGAUUUGCAAAGGAAAGGCGAGAAGCUGAGCUUCUCAAAAGCUGCAGCAAGUUUUGGAAGCUGACCCGUUUGGUGCAGCUUGUGCUUUUCGAGCCAAAAAGCUCUUCUCACAAUCUGCACCAAACAGGCUCACUAAAGAGGAAUUGAAAACAGUGUAAAGGGCUUAUUUUUCCACGGAUCAUGAUUGGUGCACAUUUGAAUCCCACAUCCGGGUGUCCACCCUUGGAGUUAUAAACUUAGGGCUUGUUUGGUUUAGUUUAUUAGAGCUUUUGCUUUUUUAAUAUUGUUUAUGAGUGAGAAGUAUAAAUUUUUAUUAGAGGA
Rubroshorea leprosula is the source of this 758-nucleotide messenger RNA. The record is from the annotation of a GenBank genome assembly. NCBI's taxonomy places the organism in Eukaryota, Viridiplantae, Streptophyta, Magnoliopsida, Malvales, Dipterocarpaceae.